Molecule: messenger RNA, 429 nt
Organism: Suillus subaureus
Lineage: Eukaryota; Fungi; Basidiomycota; Agaricomycetes; Boletales; Suillaceae
Exons: 1
Coding region: 1-429 (142 amino acids)
Source: RefSeq, a predicted model, not a curated record
AUGCACUCAGGCCCACCUUCCCCACUUCCUCUACUUCCCUCACUUUCAUCCCUCAGUUCAGAGGAGGCUUGGCCUGAUGCCAGGACCACUCCUGCCCAACUUCCCAUAAAAGACCCACUGCCUGCCACUGCAAGCACCACCACCCUUCUUGUGGAGCCUUAUCAUCCCCUGAGUCAAGAGCCACUUGGAAAGAUCCAGGUCAACAACAACAAGUAUGAUAUUUUGAAGGUCAUGUUCUCAAGUACUAGUCUCGUUGGUCGAGGCACUGUCUGCUACCAAGCUAGGAGGACUUCGGAUGGCCAGGGAUUUGUCAUCAAGGACCACUGGGUCCUUUGGGAUGUAGAUGAUGUAGAUGUCCUGAAUGAGAUCAUGAUGAUGAAGGCAAUGGAUGAUAUUCCUGGUGUCCCAAAGCUUGAAGAGGGACGAUAA